This is a messenger RNA of Caenorhabditis bovis, 1233 nucleotides long. The record is from the annotation of a GenBank genome assembly. Lineage: Eukaryota; Metazoa; Nematoda; Chromadorea; Rhabditida; Rhabditidae.
AUGGGAAACGAGCAUAGCAAACGGCAUACAAAGUCUGAAAACGACUCUGUCUCAACUCGUUCAGAGAAAAGAUCACCAAUCACUCAUUAUGAUCCUUAUAUUGACAUAUAUUAUCAAAGAUUAAAAGGAACAAAUGAUAAAAUUUGUUAUAAUAACAUCCAGAAAUUAUUUGAUGAAGAUUUAACCGAAAGUCUUUGGAGAUAUUUCACAAAUAAUAAUUUGGAGAAACGAGAAAUCACUCGAGAUGAAUUUCACAAAAACUUUAAACCAUUAAAUGGCAUGUCGACUGAUAUAUAUGUAAAAAUACUUCAACCAGUCUUCCAUUUCGUAAAAGUGUGCUCAGAUGCAGCAGGAGCUUCAGCAAUUCAAGGAGAUGAAGCAUUUAUCAAAACUCUUGUUGAAAAAAUGACGGGCGGCUCAAAGGACGAAGAAGAAGCUACAGAAUCGAUUUUGAACUGGCGGCGAAGCGACUGUGAGAAAUUCUGCAACGCUGUUCAGAGUCUCGUCAUUUCAAAAGUCACAGGUACACAAUUUCAGAAGCAGGAUUAUUCGUCGGAUAUUCUGACUCCACUCCAAAUGUGGUAUCUUCAAUGCUCACUUCCUAGUAUUUAUUUUCCGGAAAAAGAAAAAGCUGUAUCCAAUCAUUGGUCUCCAUUGUACACUAGCAUGCAACACGGUAUCAGUACCAAUCGCUUUGAAAAUUUCGUGUUUGGUUACAAGGGUCCCACUGUCUCAAUUUUCCGCUUGAAGGAUAAACGAGUAAUUGUUCUUGCGGUGGAUCAAGAAUGGAGGCAUGGCGGAAAUCGGUUCGGCGGCUCGUCAACGUGUUAUUUUGAAAUUCUUCCUAAUAUGAAGCGAAUCGAGGCGUCACAGUCGGUGUAUUGCAAUCUGAAAGUGCGCGCCAGCGCGUUUGGAUUGUCUUUCAAGGAAGAAAUGAAAAUCGACAAGGAUUUCAGCGAAGUGCAUGAUAUUGAGGUUUGGGGAUGCGCUGGAGCUGAUACCCUUGCCGAGCAGCAGAAACUCAAAAACUGGCAAAAACAACAAUCGGAGAAGCACAAAAAGGUUCCUCUGCCAGGAAAUUGGGAUGAUAAUCCGGACAAGACGAUUCUCGAAAUGGCUGGAUUCCAAUUUUCAAACGAGCGAGAAAACAUGGAAAUGGAAGCGCGACGAAAAAACGAACAAGAUAGAAACGAACGAGAAGAGUACAUUGCAAGGCAAAAUUUAGAAAAAUGA